GAAAAAAGGAAUGUGGAUAGACUUCCAUUGAACUUAAGGUCUCCUUUCAUGAUUGAAAAUGAAAGCAAAUUCAAGAAUGUUGAAGAAGGGUAUAGGAGGGUGGCAGAGUAUGCAUUUGCUGAAGGAGAUAUAACGGAGAUCUUGUAUUAUGACACCGUCACCACAAUCACUAGAGAAGAUAUACAUACUCUGGCAGCUAAGGAACAUCUCGUGAACAACAUUAUUGAUGCUUAUUCAUAUGUCCUAAACAUGGAAAACAAAAGGAGGGGUGUAGGGAAAACAAACAGAUUCUUUUUCUCCACACAAAUUUACCUUACACUAUGCACAAAGACGUAUUUCAAUGCAAAGGAUACACAAGAAGAGAGAAUGGAAUUUCUGUUUAGAAGGAUGGAAACAGAGAUGAAUCAUGCAGGAGUGGACAGCUUCAAAAAUAUACAACUGUUAUGGGGGUUUGCAAAAAAUUUCUGCCAUAUCGACAAGAUUCAAAGCACAGAGUAUGUGGAAUCAUUUAAAACUCGGACAAUUAAAAUGCCAUGGAGAAGCUUAAGCAACAAGAAUGAUUGUGGAGUGUUUUUGAUGAGGCACAUGCAGACAUAUGAGGCAGAAGAUGCAGAAAAAUGGGAAUGUGGACUUGAGAAAGACAAUAUUGAAAUACUACAAAAACUGAGGGUAGAAUAUUGUGGGAAAAUAUUAUCAUCAAAGCUGAAUGACGAGCAUCAUGCAAUUUCAAUGAAGUCGAGGAAAUGGAAGAAAGAGAUGAGAAUAGAUUAGAUUAAAUAUGAUUAGACUAGAACUUUAUUAUAUAAUACUUUGAUUUGAAGGUAGUUUGAAUUACAAUUUCUGUGUGUUCCUUUUUUAAUUUGAACCAAGGUUAUGUAGUCUAGAUAAUAUUUGAAAAAUAUUGUGUGUGUUGAUUUUCACAUGUUGUUUC
Spinacia oleracea (spinach) is the source of this 931-nucleotide messenger RNA. RefSeq lists its product as uncharacterized. The record is from RefSeq and is a predicted model, not a curated record. Bases 49 to 771 code for a protein of 240 amino acids. NCBI's taxonomy places the organism in Eukaryota, Viridiplantae, Streptophyta, Magnoliopsida, Caryophyllales, Amaranthaceae. The transcript is spliced from 5 exons.